Molecule: messenger RNA, 956 nt
Organism: Nanorana parkeri
Lineage: Eukaryota; Metazoa; Chordata; Amphibia; Anura; Dicroglossidae
Gene: PNO1
Product: partner of NOB1 homolog
Exons: 7
Coding region: 93-806 (237 amino acids)
Cellular component (GO): nucleolus
Molecular function (GO): RNA binding
Source: RefSeq, a predicted model, not a curated record
UAGUGUCUAGCCCCGCCCCUUUGAGUGCCCGGAUGGAAGCUGAUUCGCACGUGUAGCGGCUGUCUGAGUGAAGUGUGAGCUCUGUAGACAAGAUGGAAGCUGAGAGCCCAGCCGCCUCCUCCGAAGAGACCUUCACCAGUGUGACCAGCAAGAAGAGUAGGAAGCGAAGGGCGCCUGAUGACAAGCCCAUGGACACGGGGGAGCAGCGCAGCAAGAGGCCGGACUUUCCCCAGAUAUCGGGAGACAAGCUCAUGGGUGAUAAAGAAGAAAUGAGAAAGAUCCCUGUCCCCUCACAUCGCUACACACCUCUGAAAGAGAACUGGAUGAAGAUCUUCACCCCAAUUGUAGAACACUUACAGCUUCAAGUUCGGUUUAACCUAAAAACAAGAAAUGUGGAGAUAAGGACUUGUAAAGAGACAACAGAUGUCGGCGCACUCACUAAAGCUGCAGAUUUUGUCCGAGCGUUUAUCCUGGGCUUCCAGGUGGAGGAUGCCUUAGCUUUGGUUCGAUUAGAUGACCUCUUCUUAGAAACCUUUGAAGUCACAGACGUUAAACCUUUAAAAGGAGACCAUCUUUCUCGUGCAAUUGGCAGAAUAGCUGGAAAAGGAGGAAAAACGAAGUUUACCAUUGAGAAUGUUACAAGGACCAGAAUAGUUCUUGCUGACUCAAAAAUACACAUCCUGGGGUCGUUUCAAAAUAUUAAGAUGGCGAGAACAGCAAUUUGUAACCUCAUUCUGGGAAGUCCACCAUCUAAAGUAUAUGGAAACAUUCGUGCUGUGGCAAGCAGAGCAGCUGAUCGUUUCUAAUGUGGCUGGCACCAUGUCUGGAUUGCUGCUAACCUCCGAUCGUUUGCAGAUGACAACUUGUUGCCUGUGUCAGUUCAGCAAUGGGGUUUUAGAAGCGUGUGGAUGAAGAUGUGACCGACCCUAUUCAAACUUUAACAUAAAAGGACUUUG